CAUUCCCCACUAUGUACUUAGCUACAGCUGGAGAUUCACAGCCUGGGAGUCUGGGCAGGCAUAUCUGAUUUCCUUCAGUUAUUCGAUGCAACACAUUUUUUUUUGGGUGAACAGAUCUACAGAGGCAUUAAGAUGUAUUACUUUUCCUCUAGAGGUUUGCCUGCAAUUUAUAAUUUUGCAUCCCAAUUUGGCCUGCUAAGGAAGUUUCACCAUUGCUGUGGUGCACUGCUGCAACAGUCUGCUGCAAAGGAAACUUCCAUUAAUGUUCCUCAGAUGCCUCCAUGCGAUUUCUCACCUAAAGAAUAUGAGGGACUUCCUUAUGAUCAUGUGAUGGGAGUAUACAAGACUAACAAGGCAGCAUUUCAGCUGACGUUCUAUAAGAAGCCGCUACUUAUUCAGCAAGGUUACAUGCAGUGGUUGUGGGAUGCAGACAAACGGCGCUACUUAGACCUCUUUGCUGGAAUUGUCACUGUAAGCGUUGGCCACUGUCACCCGAAAGUAACUGUAGCUGCACAGAAACAGCUCGCUCAGUUGUGGCACACAACCAGCAUCUACCUGAAUUCACGCACCUAUGAAUAUAUUGAGAAGUUGUCAGCCAAGUUUCCACACCCUUUAAAGGUUGUCUUCCUCGUUAACAGUGGCUCUGAGGCAAAUGACUUGGCAAUGUUCUUGGCAAGACUACACACUCAGUGCUUUGACAUCAUAACUUUAAGGGGUGCCUACCAUGGAGCCAGUCCUUACACAAUGGGCCUUACUUCAAAUUCAUCUUGGAAAUAUACUGUGGCCAAUGGUUUUGGAUGUCACCCAACAAUGUGCCCUGAUGUGUUUUCUGGCCCAUGGGGAGGAAGCCAUUGCAGAGAUUCCUCAGUCCAGACUGUCCGUUCUUGCAAUUGCUCUCCAGGGACCUGCCAAGCAAAGGACCAAUACAUCGAACAAAUGAAAGAUGUACUUCAGACAUGUGUACCUAAAAGGAUAGCUGGCUUCAUUGCUGAACCCAUUCAGGGUGUUAAUGGAGCAGUGCAAUAUCCAAAAGGUUUCCUGAAAGAGGCCUACGAGCUUAUUAGAGAGAGAGGAGGUGUCUGCAUAGCAGAUGAGGUCCAGACUGGUUUUGGACGAGUAGGAAGCCAUUACUGGGGCUUCCAGAGCCACGAUAUCAUGCCUGACAUUGUUACAAUGGCAAAAGGCAUUGGAAAUGGUUUCCCAAUGGGUGCCGUUAUUACGACUCCUGAAAUCGCCGGGAAUAUAACUCAAGCCUUGCACUUCAACACAUUUGGUGGAAACCCUGUUGCCUGUGCUGUUGGGUCAGCUGUGCUGGAUGCAAUUGAAGAAGAUGGCUUGCAGAAGAACUGUGAUGAACUGGGAACAUAUUUCAUGCUGGAGUUUGCCAAAUUACAAAAAAAGUAUGAAAUCAUUGGUGAUGUGCGUGGAAAGGGUCUGAUGAUUGGAAUCCAGAUGGUGAAGGACAGAGUGACCAGAAAGCCUCUGCCUCUGGAUGAGAUGAACCAGAUUUGGGAAGACUGCAAAGACAUGGGAGUUCUGCUUGGAAAAGGAGGGCUUUUUUCUCAGACAUUCAGGAUCAAACCACCAAUGUGCAUCCGCAGAGAAGAUGUAGACUUUUCAAUCGCUGUCUUUGAAGCUGCAUUAGAAAAGCACACGAAGAGAACAAAUGCUGACAAACAGUGAGAGCAAGGGGAAAGAGCAACUCACCACUGUUUAAGAAGACCAUUAGGAGGUGACAAGUUGGAACACAGCUUCAAUAAAGAGCUUAAAUUAUAUUCUUUCAUUUAUGUUAAAUUGCAUAUUAACAAGACUGUAAAAUGUGACACCUUUAAUUACUGUGCAUUAAAAUAACUUUGCUAUAAUGUAAAAUUUAAAUAUGGAGCAAUAUCUAGUGUGUUUUUUUCCAGUUUGACUUUUUAUGGACUGCAAACACUGCAUGCAUACAUUUCAGCUCUCUCACAUCACAUUACAGCCUUGUCACUCUCUGAAGAGAUCCAGCUGUUCUGACCCAUAAGAAAUGACAGCAUCAUGGAAUGAAUUGAAUUUUGUUUUCUUUCUUUCUUCUUUAAAGCCUGAUAAACUUUGGGUUACACAUUCUCAAUUGCAGACUUUCACAUUUAACAUUUUAAGUGACAAAUAUCUAAAAUGCUAUGUUCACCAAGAUUUUUUUGGUUUGAUAUAAUUUCUUACAAAGGUUGUUCAACUGGGUUGAGGCCCACUUCUGUCGAAGUCCGGAAGCACUGUUUGGUUAAGCGACUUGUAUAGUCAUACAGUUGCCAAAUAGACACUGAGGGAAUCAAACACAGGACUACAGGAUAACCCAAACAACUAUAGUAAACUCUCUCUCAUACUUUCCACAUCAACUCCCAACAAAGUAUCCUUUAAUUUCUUCACCAUUUUUUUGUUUGGAGGUUUGACUACUAAUAUGUAUGCAUAAAGGCAGAAUUCCUCCAUUUUUGUGAGUGAAAAAGAAAAGCGUCCAUUACAGAAUUAUCCAAAUGUGCCUUCAGCAAAGUGAUUUUGACUUAACACUGCCAUUAAAAUGUGAAUAUAAAUAAAAAUUAGAUGAUGAAAUACUGGCAUUUCUACUUGAUAAGAGUAGCAGGAAUGCAGUGCUGUACUUUAACAGACUGUUCUUGUUCCUAGAUUAAAUCAUCAAUGUAAAUAACCAUAUAACCCUUAUCAUUAAACCUUGUAAUUCCAGAUGAA
Protopterus annectens (West African lungfish) is the source of this 2709-nucleotide messenger RNA. It is a transcript of the gene AGXT2, whose product is annotated as alanine--glyoxylate aminotransferase 2. The coding region runs from base 133 to 1683 and encodes 516 amino acids. Lineage: Eukaryota; Metazoa; Chordata; Ceratodontiformes; Protopteridae. Gene Ontology annotation, biological process: glyoxylate catabolic process. Gene Ontology annotation, cellular component: mitochondrion. The transcript has 14 exons. The record is from RefSeq and is a predicted model, not a curated record. Gene Ontology annotation, molecular function: L-alanine:glyoxylate transaminase activity; pyridoxal phosphate binding.